CCACCCACCUUAGGACAACGCUGGACGCGCUGAUCAACUGGGCGCGCCAGGGCUCGCUCUGGCCGCUGACCUUCGGGCUGGCGUGAUGCGGCAUCGAGAUGAUGCACGUGUCGAUGCCGCGGUACGACAACGACCGGCAGGGCAUCAUCUUCCGGGCGUCGCCGCGCCAGGCCGACGUCAUGAUCGUGGCCGGCACCGUGACCAACAAGAUGGCGCCGGCCGUGCGGCUGUGCUACGACCAGAUGCCCGACCCCAAGUGGGUCAUCAGCAUGGGCAGCUGCGCCAACGGCGGCGGCUACUACCACUACAGCUACUCGGUCGUCCGCGGCGUCGACCGCAUCCUGCCCGUCGACAUCUUCGUGCCGGGCUGCCCGCCCACCGCCGAGGCGCUGAUGUACGGCAUCCUCCAGCUGCAGAGGAAGAUGCGGAGGACCAAGAUCACGAGGAUGUGGUACCGCAAGUAGCCCAUCACUAGUGCCAGUCUCG
Molecule: messenger RNA, 486 nt
Organism: Thermothielavioides terrestris NRRL 8126
Lineage: Eukaryota; Fungi; Ascomycota; Sordariomycetes; Sordariales; Chaetomiaceae
Exons: 1
Coding region: 99-464 (121 amino acids)
Biological process (GO): aerobic respiration; electron transport coupled proton transport; mitochondrial respiratory chain complex I assembly
Molecular function (GO): NADH dehydrogenase (ubiquinone) activity; 4 iron, 4 sulfur cluster binding; quinone binding
Source: RefSeq, a predicted model, not a curated record